AUGGGAAAUCCAGAAGAGGCUGUAGCUGAGAAGAAUUUGGGGAAUACUGCUUACAAGCAGAAGAAUUUCGCAGAAGCUCACAAGCACUACGACAAAGCCAUCGAGCUCGACCCGACUAACAUCACAUUCUAUACGAAUAAGGCAGUUCUGUUUCUUAUGUUAUAUUUUCGAGACGUCUGUUGCUUCAAGAUCUCCGGAUUUCUACAUUAG
This is a messenger RNA of Cylicostephanus goldi, 210 nucleotides long. The record is from the annotation of a GenBank genome assembly. Lineage: Eukaryota; Metazoa; Nematoda; Chromadorea; Rhabditida; Strongylidae.